Molecule: messenger RNA, 1658 nt
Organism: Pleuronectes platessa (European plaice)
Lineage: Eukaryota; Metazoa; Chordata; Actinopteri; Pleuronectiformes; Pleuronectidae
Product: lymphocyte antigen 75
Exons: 5
Coding region: 104-1084 (326 amino acids)
Source: RefSeq, a predicted model, not a curated record
GAGGAGGAGCUGCUGUUACAUUUCCCUAAAGCUGCACUAGAACUGGUUAAGUUAGGUGUUAGUGGUGAACACUGGCACAGACAGUCCACAGAGCAGCAUCAGGAUGGAAGGGAUCUUCAUUGGUGUCUUGUGUCUCUCAGGGUGCCUCACGUUCUCCACAUGCCUCCUCCAUCAGUACCACUUUGUGUCUGAUGAAAUGAAUUGGACUGAAGCUCAGAGCUACUGCAGAGAGAAGUACACAGACCUGGCCACUAUUGAAAACACUGAAGAAAUGAAGAAGCUUAAAGACACAGUUUCUGCUGCUGGUCACAGCUCUAAGGUUUGGAUUGGCCUGUACAGUCAUAUUGACUGGAAGUGGUCAGAUGGGUUCAACCAGAGUGGAGCUGAAUAUAGGAGCUGGGAUAAUUAUCAGCCAAACAAUCAUCAAGGCAAUGAGCUCUGUGUGGCCACGAAUGGCUUGAUAUGGAAGGAUAAUGGCUGCCUAAGGCCGAGUCCAUUUGUCUGCUACAACGGAACAUUAGAGGAUUUUCACUUUGUGCUGGGGAAUACAGCAAAGACUUGGACUGAGGCUCAGAGGCACUGCAGAGAACACUACACAGAUCUGGCCACUGUGAGGAACGACGCUGACAACAACAAGAUACAGACCUUGUUACCAGCUGGUAAAUGGACAUGGAUCGGUUUGUACAGAGAUCCUCAGAUUUACUGGUCUGACGGGAGUAACUACUCAUUCAGCUCCUGGUAUCAUGGUGACAACCCACUUGGCUCGAUGAAAGUCAUAUGUGGUGUUGCAGAUCUGGAGCAGGGAGGACAAUGGAGGAUAUUUUCCUGUCAAGAAAGAAAACCGUUUGUCUGCUACAGCGUCCCAACAGUGAAGACUGUGGUGAAGAUGAGGGUGAAGCUAGAGGACUCCUCUUUGGACCUGAAUGACCCUGCUGUGAAAGAACAGAUUCUGAAACAGCUCCAGGACAGAUUGAAGGAGAACGGACUGAGUGGCGUCACCUUGAAGUGGAAAAAACAGGCUGAUGGGAAAGUUUUCCACAAGGAGGAAAAAGGUUCUGACAAGAAAAAAAAAACUGAGCUUUAAUAUUUGAAUUCAACUUUCAUUACAUGUGCUAAUGUUUCAUGUCUGCAUGUAUACACACCUCUAUCACUGUACACAGUUAAACCAUACCAAUGAAUGAUGUUGUAGAAAAACUAGGUUGCAACUGUACGCUUUCACCAGACAGCACCAUAUAUCCAGCAUAAAGAAAUGUAAUAAUGUAAGUGCCCUUACUGUAAUAAUUGUUUUUUCAACCUAUAUUAAGUGUGUGGAAAUGUAAUCAUAAAAAAAAUGCAGAUAAACAUCGCCCAAAUCUAAAGGAGUCUGGAGACAGGACCUUCUAAAUCGAGUAAGGCCUGAAACAGAGGCCUCCAAAACUCCAAGAUUUAUAAUGGUGUCAAAGUUGGACCAACAAUCACAACUUUAAUAAACCAUUAGAGUCUACCCCUGACUUAACUGUAGGGGGAGACAAAGUCAGGAGAUGGAGAGAUUCACCUCCUGUUCAGGUAAACGGGUGACAGCAGAGCCAAAGAUGAGCAUACAAGCAGAAGGUUUGAUCCUCAGUCUUCAGUUGGGUUCAGGAACCGGCUCAGGUUUACAUCUUGAAAAGAAAAAUAAA